CAACAAUCUUUAAACCCGCGAUUUUAUUGCUCAAAAUCAAUUCACGAGAAAAUCUCGCCCUAGACUCUCACCUCUGUUAACAAAUUUCGAGUCUCUAAAUCUUCGAGAAAAAAGCUCUUAAACCCACGUUGGUUUCCUAGAAAUAUUCGUGGGUUCAAUCUCAAGAACAAUUCCAAAGGUUUUGCUUUGUGUUUUGAGUUGGGAUUCUGUUGGGCAGCUUGGAUUUGAACUUUUUCCAAAGAAUGCAAAGCUGCUCUUGCAGCUUAAUUUGUUCUUGUUAGUAUGAAUUUCGAAGAAAGUAAACGAAAGGGAAACAUUAACCGGAGGAAAUCAAACGAGUGUACGAAGCUUACUGUGACCAUCACAGUUGGUAUUCUUUUCGGCUUCUUCAUUGGGGCAUCCUUUCCGGCCUUUUCACCAUCAAAGAUUAAACUUAUUCCUCCGAUCGAUACAUACCUUUGGGACAAAAAUUCCGGCCACUCGUCACAAACGAUCUUAAAUGUGAUUUCUGUAACGAGGGAAAACGUCUCAAAGGAAACGCGACAAAUUCAUAAUCCAUCAAAGAUUUGGGUCUCAUCGAACCCACGAGGUGCAGAAAGACUCCCUCCAGCUAUUAUUGCUUCCGAAUCAGACUUCUAUCCUCGCAGAUUGUUUGGUCAACCGAGCGAGGACCUAACGAUCAAACCGAAGUAUCUGUUAAUUUUCACGGUUGGUUAUAAUCAGAGAUAUAACAUCGAUAAGGCAGUAAAAAAGUUCUCCGAGAAUUUUACAGUCCUCCUCUUUCAUUACGAUGGUCGAACAACAGAAUGGGAUGAAUUUGAAUGGUCGAAGAAGGCUAUUCAUAUAAGCGUCGCAAAACAAACAAAAUGGUGGUAUGCGAAGAGAUUCCUUCAUCCCGACAUUGUUGCAUCUUAUGACUUCAUAUUUAUUUGGGACGAAGAUCUUGGGGUUGAGCACUUUAACGCUGAAGAAUACAUUAAACUUGUGAGGAAGCAUAAUUUAGACAUAUCGCAGCCUGGCUUGGAUCCUAGUAGCCGGGGUUUAACAUGGCAAAUGACCAAGAGACGGGGAGAUCAUGAAGUUCACAAAGAAACGGAUGAUAAGCCAGGUUGGUGCAGUGAUCCGCAUUUGCCUCCUUGCGCAGCAUUUGUCGAGAUUAUGGCUCCAGUUUUUUCUCGGGAGGCUUGGCGCUGCGUAUGGCAUUUAAUCCAGAAUGAUUUGAUCCAUGGAUGGGGUCUUGAUUUCGCUCUCCAAAAAUGUGUCGAGCCUGCAUAUGAAAAGAUAGGAGUUGUUGAUGCACAAUGGAUAGUUCAUCAAGGGCUACCUUCACUUGGGAAUCAGGGGCAAGGAGAAAAUGGUAAAGCACCAUGGCAAGGGGUGAGGGAUAGGUGUCAAAACGAGUGGAAAUUGUUUCGCGAACGAGUAUCGAACGCUGAUAAAGAGUAUUAUAAGUCAAUUGGUGUUGAUCCUUCGAAUUUUACAACACAUUAAUCGACACGUGAUGAUAUUUGUGACUACUAUACCUAUUGAUUGUUUU
This is a messenger RNA of Cynara cardunculus var. scolymus (artichoke), 1537 nucleotides long. RefSeq lists its product as uncharacterized. The transcript is spliced from 14 exons. NCBI's taxonomy places the organism in Eukaryota, Viridiplantae, Streptophyta, Magnoliopsida, Asterales, Asteraceae. The coding region runs from base 283 to 1491 and encodes 402 amino acids. The record is from RefSeq and is a predicted model, not a curated record.